AGCAGCAGAAAGAAGAGAGAAUCGAAUCCGCACGACGCCGGCGGCGGCGAUGAGACCACCACGAUGUGCCUCCCUCGGGGUGGGUGCGGGAAUUUUCCUCGCCUUUCCCUUCCCUUUUCGUUCAAUUCUUUCCCUUUCCCCCUCCCUCCCCUGUCUCUCCCUCUCGCCCGCGCUGCUGUUUCCCUCUCCUCCGCACGCGCAAGCGCUGCCGCUCUCUCCCACCUCCGCCUCUCCGCCCCGUCCGCCCCACUCCUUGGGAGGCCCAAAGGGCGUGCCCGCCGCGCUCAACUCCCACCCCGCCAAGCGCCAGCACCUCCUUCUCCCCUGCCAUUGGGAGCACCAGCGUCGGCAGCCGCCCCUGUUCCUCCCCCCCACCAACUGCGCGAUCAGAUCUUUCUAGAGAGCCGGCGCCGGGAUGGCCAAACUAAUGGGCGGCUCUGCUGGCUUCCAUGUGCAGGGGGCACACAUGCAGGCGUCUCGCCCGCCCUCUCUCUCCUUCAGAACGUGCGCCCAGCUCGAGAUCUCCAGAUUUUGCACUAUCCCUCGUUUCAUGGGCGUGAAGGCUGUCAGUGCUUCCCAACAGCAUAUUAGGCACAGGUUCAGCUCCAUCAGAGCCUCUGCCCUCCCACGCAUGCAGGAUGACACCACGAGAUACUUCGAUUUCGUGGUUAUCGGCAGUGGUGUCGCUGGCCUAAGGUAUGCCCUGGAAGUCUCGAAGCACGGCUCUGUUGCUAUCAUCACCAAAGCAGAGCCUCAUGAGAGCAACACCAACUAUGCGCAAGGCGGCGUCAGUGCCGUUCUGUGCCCCAAGGAUUCUGUAGAAAGCCAUAUGCAAGACACAAUUGUUGCAGGGGCUCAUCUCUGCGAUGAGGAGACCGUCAGGAUAGUAUGCACAGAAGGUCCUGAGCGUGUCAAGGAGCUAAUAGCCAUGGGUGCUUCAUUUGACCAUGGUGAAGAUGGCAGGCUGCACCUUGCAAGGGAAGGUGGACAUUCUCACAACAGAAUCGUCCAUUCUGCUGAUAUGACUGGAAAAGAGAUUGAAAGAGCUCUGCUUCAAGCGGUUGAAAAUGAUGAGAACAUAUCGGUGUUCGGCCACCACUUCGCCAUUGAUCUGUUGACCUGUCAGAAUAAUGGUGAAAUCUUUUGUUACGGAGUGGAUUCAUUGGAUACCAAAGCUCAAAAGGUAGUCCGUUUCAUCUCAAAAGUAACAUUGCUUGCGUCCGGAGGAGCUGGCCAUAUAUAUCCCACAACAACCAAUCCACCGGUGGCUACUGGGGAUGGAAUUGCAAUGUGCCAUCGCGCUCAGGCUGUGAUAUCCAAUAUGGAGUUUGUGCAGUUCCAUCCAACUGCACUAUCAGACGAAGGCCUUCCAAUAAAGCCAGCUAAAAUAAGAGAUAAUGCAUUUCUUGUAACAGAAGCAGUCAGAGGAGAUGGAGGAAUUCUUUACAACCAAUCCAUGGAGAGAUUUAUGCCUUUAUACGACGACCGUGCCGAGUUGGCACCGAGGGAUGUGGUUGCAAGAAGCAUAGAUGAUCAACUGAAGAAACGUGGAGAGAAGUAUGUUCUCUUGGACAUCAGCCACAAGCCAAGGGAGAAAAUUCUUGCUCAUUUUCCGAACAUUGCAGCUGAAUGCCUGCGGCACGGUCUGGACAUCACACAGCAGCCCAUACCUGUCGUCCCUGCAGCUCAUUACAUGUGCGGUGGUGUUCGGGCUGGGUUGCAAGGGGAGACGAGUGUGAAAGGCUUGUAUGUCGCUGGUGAGGUUGCUUGCACUGGAUUGCAUGGUGCUAAUCGUCUUGCAAGCAACUCAUUGCUGGAAGCAUUGGUAUUCGCUCAGAGAGCCGUGCAGCCCUCUAUCGACCACAUGGUGGAUGCGGAUGCUGACCCUUGUCUCGCGGAGAAAUGGGCACGCCCUAUGCUCUCUGUCUCCAUUAAGGACAGUGCACUGUCUGACAUCAUUGAGAGGACAAAGAAGACCAGGAUGGAGCUGCAAUCCAUAAUGUGGGAGUACGUCGGUAUAGUGCGGUCAACGAACCGGCUGAAGAAUGCAGAAUGGAAGAUUGGUGAUCUAGAGUCAGAGUGGGAGGAAUUCUUAUUCAGGAGGGGCUGGAAGCCUGCCACAGUGGGGAUAGAGGCCUGCGAAAUGAGGAACCUCUUCUGCUGCGCAAAGCUGGUUGUGAAGAGCGCGCUUGCGAGGCGGGAGAGCCGUGGCCUGCACUUCACUGAGGACUUCCCUUACCUGGAGGAGAGCAAGAGGAAGCCUACAGUGAUCUUCCCUACUGCUAUCCAAGAGCUAACAUGGAGUUCAAAGCCAUUGCAGAGGCAGCUGCAGUGCAAAUAGUUGCCACGCCCAUAUCAUGGAGUUUUGGGGCAUGAAGAUUCAUUAAUUUAUUAAAAUUACUGAAUUAGGCUGAAGUAGCCUUUUAAUCUUGCAGUAUACUAAUCCAGCAAAGCUGGAGUUGUAAUUGAUUCUUCAGUUAUAAUUAGUCUGAAGUAGCCUGGUGUAUCAAUGUACUUGCUUAUUUUACCAUUCACAUCAGCUUCAGGUGUUGUAACUUGUCAGGUGUGGUUGGGAUCAUGUUCUGAUAUCUCAGAUGUAUAGGACUGCAGAUGAUUUGUACUUCAUUCCUACGCCCAUUUAAUAAUACUCCCUAAAUAUAAGCA
This is a messenger RNA of Triticum dicoccoides, 2664 nucleotides long. RefSeq names its product L-aspartate oxidase, chloroplastic-like. Gene Ontology annotation, molecular function: L-aspartate oxidase activity. Gene Ontology annotation, biological process: NAD+ biosynthetic process. Lineage: Eukaryota; Viridiplantae; Streptophyta; Magnoliopsida; Poales; Poaceae. The record is from RefSeq and is a predicted model, not a curated record. Bases 416 to 2341 code for a protein of 641 amino acids. The transcript has 8 exons.